Molecule: messenger RNA, 2052 nt
Organism: Glarea lozoyensis ATCC 20868
Lineage: Eukaryota; Fungi; Ascomycota; Leotiomycetes; Helotiales; Helotiaceae
Exons: 4
Coding region: 1-2052 (683 amino acids)
Biological process (GO): DNA-templated transcription; regulation of DNA-templated transcription
Cellular component (GO): nucleus
Molecular function (GO): DNA-binding transcription factor activity, RNA polymerase II-specific; zinc ion binding; transcription cis-regulatory region binding
Source: RefSeq, a predicted model, not a curated record
AUGAUAAAUUCUUUCUCCGAUACCAAAUCCUGUCUACGAUGUCUCAAGACAGACCGCCAAUGCGUCUUCGCUCCACCACAAAGGAGAAAGCAGCGUCAGCGAACGGAUACUCGAGUGGCCGAUCUAGAAAAAGAAGUGAAAUCGAUGCGUGCUCUCUUCCUUCAACGGAAGAUAGAAUCAGCGCUAGUUUCUUCAAGUCCCAACGAUCUAGCAAUAGAAGGAGGUGAUAGUAGAGAUUCAGCGACAGGGAACAUGACAUCGUUUUCUAGAAACCUAAAGUAUCCUACUACUUCAAACAAGACGAGCUCAAAAUCUGACGGAAAAAGAGUACCUGCAUACAACUCGCAUGACAGCGGUACAUUGAGCUCCGUACCUGAACUAGAUGUUAUUGACCGUGGCUUGUUGACAUGGCAAUAUGCAGAAGCACUCUUUUAUGUGUUCAUCAACGAUCUCUUUCCACACUAUCCAUGUGUUUACUUUAAGCCAGGAACAUCGCCCGAACAGACAAGACGUAAGAGGCCUAUUCUUUUCCUUGCGGUAAUCGCUGCUGCCUCCGGAAAGGUCGAUCCACAUCUGUAUAGCAUCCUCCACAGUGAGGUGGUGACGGCAUACACCCAACGAGCUGUAUUCCAUAACGAAAAAUCACUGGAACUGGUUCAAGCGCAGCUUGUAACCUCAGUAUGGUAUUACCCACCAGGAGCAUUUGAUAGACUAAAGUUUUACGAAUACAUUCAUAUGGCCACUACUAUGGCAAUAGAAAUUGGCCUUGGAACCGACCCCAAUCCAUCAAGAAAGCGAUACGGUAUAGAUCAUGCGCCGUUUCCUAGUGUUAAAAGCGAUUCGGUCACACUUGAUGACGAUUUAGAAAGACGAAGAACCAUCUUAGCAUGCUAUUUGGUUUCUACCGGAGUAUCUGUAGUCAUGCGGCGACCCAAUAUGCUUAGAACAAACAAAUGGAUCGACAACUGUGUGGAAUUUUUGACUGCUCAGGGCACAGUAUCAGCUUUAGAUGAUACCUUGGUGGCAUGGGUAAGACUACUUCAACUGACUGAGGAGAUUGUUGCUUCGUUUUCUCUUGAUGACCCGGGCAAUAUUGCCGACUUAGCUGAACGUCAAACGCAAUUGAUGCUAAGCGCAUAUGAGCAAAAUUUGAUAAACUGGAAAGAAAAGUUUCUCCCCAGCGGCUCCACUAAUGUUACACUGAACCUAGCAUAUUUACAUACGCAGAUUUUCAUACAUGAAAUUGCAAUGCAUGAUGAUCAUGCUCCUGGUGAUCUACUGCCGCCAUAUACACUUAGAAAGAUUUUGUCGAUAGCUCCAGAAAUACAUGGCACGUCAUCCCAUGUAAAGCCAAUAACCGUCAUCAUCUCCUCAAUCCAUACCCUUCUCGACUGCUUCCUGAACAUGGAAUUGCCGACACUUCGUUCAAUGCCUAUAUCCAACUUUACACGACUAGCUUACCCCGUCGUCGUUCUUACCAAACUGCACAUAUCUGCAAAAUCACCAACUAGCAAUAUUGGUUCGGUUUUGAACCAUUCUGACCUCAGACUAGGCUUCUAUCUUGAUUCCCUUAUCAAUAAAUUACGCUUAGCAGUAGGGCCAAUGGAAUGCCGAGCCCCUUUAACGUUUCUCAGGCUCUUAAUUGGACUUCAAGCAUGGCACAAUGAUCAGAAGAGUCACACUCAAUUCAGAGAGCCCCUCAAUUUUGACGAUGAAUUCGUCUCAUGCUGGAUGUCACCACCACCAAAUCUCAAUGGUACUGCAAGAGAAGAGGAACUCAAGGGGAGAGACGACAUUUUGAUAUCACAACACCAAACCUCAGACUUUCAUACGCGUGAUUUGUCGGAUCUUGCACCAGGGGACCUCUCUGGCGAUAAAACAUUGUCUGAUUUCGAUGUUGACUGGGCCAAUCCUGAAGUCAAUGAGUUUCUGUUGCUUGGAGAUAUCGAUGCGGAGUUCGGGCACAUCGAGUGGAAUAAUGCGUUAGAUUCCCAACGUGCAUUCCAGGGCAUUGAAAGCUCUAUGUGGAACGGCAAUGAGAGCAGCAGUUGA